CGCAUAUACUGUUGGUAUUGUAAUCUUUUCAGUACUGACCUUGCAUACUUUGUAUAUAAUACAAAAAAAAUUUAUCCUCAAUAUAUAAAAAAUUCUAUUACUCGUUCUUUUUCAAUCACGAACAAUUCCACUGUUAGCAGUUCAACACCACUAGAUGUAAUUUUCUGAUGGGUUUCUCUUUCAAGUAGUCAAUCCUAAAAGCGACUUUAUUAGAUCUGGUUUUUCCGUAGAAAAUGGAUAUACAAUUGCAAAACCUGGGAUCAGAUGAGUUUUCAAAAUACGCGAAUACCUACUUAUUGAACCAAAGAUUAGUUAUAUCAGAAGAAGAAAGCGUUGUUCUUCAUCCUUAUAAAGAAAAUUAUCAAAGGGCGCUUGUAUUAACCAUAUUGGAGAUACUUUCUUUAGGAUUAUUUAGAUUAUUCCUCCUAUGGUUUCCUCAAUAUAGGGUUAGCUGGACAAGCCAGGCAUGUGGGAUUGACGAUAUAGAGUAUGUGGAAAUUAUUGAUCAGAAAGGGAAUAGCUCCCUUGAAAGGGUGUGUAAACGGUCUUUUCAACAGCCUGUACCACUCUCAAACUCGCAAUUACCAAUUUUUAAGUCCAUUCCGUACUUCAGCUACAGAAGCUUAGAUAUUUAUCUAAAUGUCGUAACGUCCGAAUGGGUUUUGCUUUCACCAGAAAUACACGCUUUUCAAUUAUUCGCGUCUCAACCAAAUUAUUUCAAUUGCGGUCUGAAUACUCAAACAGUUUCCAACCUUCGACAAAUAUAUGGACCAAAUUUAUUGAAGCUAGAAGAAAAAACGACAGUGAACAUUUUGUGCUAUGAGGUAUUGCAUCCUUUCUAUUUAUUCCAAUUAUUUUCCGUGAUAGUUUGGCUUUGUGAUAAAUUCAUUUUUUAUUCCUGUUGUAUUCUUAUAGUUUCGCUGUAUAGCAUAUAUUCUGCUAUUAAAGAAUCGAAAAGUUCUGACGCUCGUAUACAUUCCAUCAUUGGCGACUCUGGUACAUUAACCGUUAUCCGAGAUAAUAAAAAGAAAAAUAUAUACGGAGACGAAUUAGUAAGUGGAGAUCUAAUUUGCCUAACUAGCGAUGAGUGCAAAGUUUGUCCUGUUGAUGGUAUUCUACUUUCUGGUACUUGUAUGGUAGACGAGAGCAUGCUUACUGGAGAAUCCUUACCUGCAACCAAACAUGCUUUAAAACACUUAUCCUUGGAAUAUUUUCUUAAUAAUGCGUAUAACGUGUUCUCACCCCAUGUACUUCAUGCUGGUACUAAACUUCUACAAAUUAAUAGCACGCUGGAAAAUCCUUGCUAUGUUAUAGCUAUUCGGACGGGAUUUUCGUCCAAAAGGGGACAAUUAAUUCGAGAUUUACUUUAUCCCCACACGAGAGUUUCACAAUUGUAUAAAGAUUCGAUGUCUUUUCUGAAAUUAAUGAUCACCUUCUCUCUCUUUUUCGUUCUUUUCCUUUCUCUGUAUCUAUACAAACAUCACGCUUCUUUCAGUCAUAUUCUUCUUCGAUCCCUGGAUGUCGUUACCAUUUUAAUUCCCCCGGCAUUACCAGCUACCCUUUCUAUUGGAAUCGCAAAUGCUAUUUACAGACUCUCUCAGAAAUAUAUAUUAACUUCAAAUCCAGAGUGCAUAUCCACCGCUGGAAAUACAGAUAUAUUUGUUUUUGAUAAAACAGGUACUAUAACCGAAGAAAAUGUUCAGUUGUCUUGCACAUAUAUAAAAAAUGCACAUAACAAUUUAGAAAUUGCUCGAUGUGCUAACGAUUUUUCUGCGUCACAAACGAUGAUUUCAAAUAUAAGCACUUGCUGUCAAUCCUUGCAACUAAUUAACGGAAGUAUCGUAGGUGAUCCUUUGGAGUUGGCAUUGUUUGCCUUUUUUCAAGGACGCUUUAUAAAUUCUUAUGAACUUAACUCUGGAUUGCACAAUGCUUUAUUUGCUGUAACAAGUGGACUGGCAGGUGAAGACGCCAUUUAUACUAUACCAAGAUCCUUCGAAUUUGAUCCUGUUAUUAGGAGAAUGUCUGUCAUUGCUAUUAGCGAAAAUAAAAAGACUCCAAUGUUGUUUUCCAAAGGUGCGGUCGAAUCAAUCUUGAGCAUUUGUUCUCCAAAAACGAUUCCGGAAAAUCUUUACAACGUAUUAGAUGAAUUAUCCUCCAAAGGGUUUAGGGUAUUAGCAUGUGCAUGGAAACCUCUGAGAACCGACACAGACGUUCAACAGAUACUUCGUGAGUCAGUGGAAAAGAAUUUAAAUUUUGAAGGAUUAUUGGUUUUCGAAAGCAAAAUAAAAAGGGACUCGUACAGUGUGAUGAAUGUGUUUAAUAAAGCAAGCAUUCACAUUGCCGUAUGUUCUGGUGAUAGUUUAUAUACUAGCUUGUACGUCGGUAAAAAAUCGGGUGUUUUUGGCUCCUCGUCCCUUAUUUAUGUUAUGGAUAAUGAAGAAAAGUUUAAUUAUGAUCAUUCAGUCAACGAUGAUGUGAAGUUCAAAUUGUACAAUGUCAAGGAGGAUUGCUAUUUACCCGUUGGAUAUCCUAAUCCUAUGGUUCUUGAUUCUAUAAUAAGCGAUGAUAAUGCAGCUAUGGCGAUUACUGGGUGUUUUCUACAAAGAUUGACAGAAUCUCUUAAUAAAGAGAAGCUGAAAUGUAUUAUAAAGAAGACAAAAAUUCUGGCAAGGAUGUCACCAACCGAUAAACUCAAAUACGUUGAGCUUUGUAAAAUGCUCGGAUAUACAGUUGGAUUCUGUGGUGACGGAGCAAAUGAUUGUUUGGCUCUAAAACGGUCCGAUGUGAGUGUAUCUCUAUCGGAUACGGAGGCUUGUGCUGCUGCUUCAUUUAUUAGCCAGAAGAAGUCUAUCAUUGACACAAUAACAAUCAUAUUAGAAGGAAGGUGUUCUAUUGUUACCAGCUAUCGUUGUUUUCAAUACAUGGUAAUGAGUGCGAUUAUUCAGUUUUCAGGAACUUUUUUUUUAUACUUAAAAAAUUUUAAUUAUAGUGACUCCCAGUUUUUAUUUAUGGAUUUUGCAGUCGUAUUCCCCUUGUCUGCUGCAAUGAGCCAUUUUACAUCAAGCGAUAUACUUACACCCAACGUGCCUUCCACAACUUUAUUCGAAAAAUCAAGUUUGUAUUUUUUAGGUAUAAUUUCUGGGGUAGUCAUAUUGUCUCAGUGGUUACUGAAUCUGUUCUAUGUAAAGUUUGACUUAACCACUCUUCCAACAUGGCAGGCCGGAGAAUCAGAUACCAAAAAUAUCUUAGUUUCUUGCUCUUUUUUGUUAACUUUUCUGCAAUACAUUGGAGUAAAUCUUGUCAUUAAUCGGAAAUCCGAGUUCCUUACGCCUACAUGGAAAAACAAGACUUACGUUACGUCUUUAAUAAUUAUCUCAAUUAUUUUCCUUUUUAUAUUCUUUUUAGCAGGGCAAUUUUGGAUUUCAAAAGUGUUACACAUUGUCUUCUUACCUAUGUCUUAUCGGUUCAUCAUCGUGUUUCUAGGUGCAGGGCCGUUUUUCAUUCUUUAUUUCAUCUUAUAAUUAACGAAAGCAUACUCUUUACGAUGGUUUAGUUAGAGAGAUAGAUUUCAUACGUAACCGGUAUAAUUUAUUUAAUCUUCUAAUUAUAUUUUGAAAUCAGCUUUGAAGUGUACCUUGUCGUUCAAGCUGCUUGUGCAUCUUCUUCCAAAUGUUGAUUUCCCCAUAUUGAGCGGGAGGGUGUCC
This is a messenger RNA of Schizosaccharomyces octosporus yFS286, 3704 nucleotides long. RefSeq names its product Ca2/Mn2 transporting P-type ATPase P5 type Cta5. Gene Ontology annotation, molecular function: P-type transmembrane transporter activity; ATP hydrolysis activity; ATP binding. The record is from RefSeq and is a predicted model, not a curated record. Gene Ontology annotation, biological process: intracellular calcium ion homeostasis. Gene Ontology annotation, cellular component: membrane. The transcript has 4 exons. NCBI's taxonomy places the organism in Eukaryota, Fungi, Ascomycota, Schizosaccharomycetes, Schizosaccharomycetales, Schizosaccharomycetaceae. The coding region runs from base 234 to 3521 and encodes 1095 amino acids.